Batrachochytrium dendrobatidis JAM81 is the source of this 669-nucleotide messenger RNA. RefSeq names its product ribulose-phosphate 3-epimerase RPE1. Lineage: Eukaryota; Fungi; Chytridiomycota; Chytridiomycetes; Rhizophydiales. The record is from RefSeq and is a predicted model, not a curated record. Gene Ontology annotation, molecular function: metal ion binding; D-ribulose-phosphate 3-epimerase activity. The coding region runs from base 1 to 669 and encodes 222 amino acids. The transcript has 5 exons. Gene Ontology annotation, biological process: carbohydrate metabolic process; pentose-phosphate shunt; pentose-phosphate shunt, non-oxidative branch. Gene Ontology annotation, cellular component: cytosol.
AUGCCCGUAGCCAAGAUUGCUCCCUCGAUGCUUUCCAGUGACUUUGCCUGUCUUGCGUCAGAAGCCAAGCGGAUGGUUGAUGCAGGUGCCGACUACUUACACAUGGACGUCAUGGUAAGCUUGGAUGGCCACUUUGUACCUAAUCUGACUUUAGGUGCUCCAAUCGUCAAGUGUCUGCGCAAGCAUACAGACGCCUUUCUUGAUUGCCAUCUCAUGGUAACCAAUCCCGAACAAUGGGUUGAUUCAUUUGCAGCAGCUGGAGCCUCUCUGUUCACUUUUCAUAUUGAAGCAACAGACAACGCUUCCAAACUCAUCGAUCGUAUUCAAGCAACUGGAAUGAAAGUAGGCAUCAGCCUCAAGCCAAAAACUGAAAUCGAAACCAUCAUUGAUCUUAUUCCCAGGCUAGAUCAAGUUCUGAUCAUGACUGUUGAACCUGGAUUCGGCGGUCAAAAAAUGAUGCCUGAAUGCUUGGAAAAAGUUGCAGCUUUACGAUCUAAAUUCCCCAACCUUGAUAUCCAAGUGGAUGGUGGUAUUGACAUACACAAUAUCGGACUAGCUGCCAAAGCCGGUGCAAAUGUCAUUGUUUCUGGAACUGGUAUAUUUGGGCACCCUUCUGCUCCACUAGCAAUCCAAACAAUGCGAGAUGCAAUAAAUAAAGCCAAUGUUUAA